AUGAGGUCACACGACCAAAUCGUCUCCAUGCUCUGCGUGACCGGGGCAGCCUGUGCCUCGGUCCCAGAGUCCGAAUAUCAACUACUACCAGACUUCGCCCCGGUGAGCCUAAUCGAUCGCUUCGCCAACUGCUCUGAACCUCCCGCCGGCCCUGCCACGUUGGGCGCUGCGCAUCCCCAUUUUGCCACCAUCCUCAGCACCAGAGAAAUUGAGUCAGCUAUUUACGGCCUGAAAGACCACUUCAACGUCAAGCUGACGGCCGCCCCGUACAAAAGCAUCAUGGGCUUCACCACGGUGGUCAUCAGUAUCCCCCCGACGCAUGGUCGACAGAAUGAUAUACAAACGAAGAAGAACGAUACUUCUGGUUUGGAUCCCAAUCGCCCGCGCGGUGUUCUUCUUACCUCCGGCUUCCAGGGCCGCGAGCGCGGCGGACCGGACAGUCUCGUAUACUUCCUGUCCGACCUGCUUCACGCCCACAAGAACAAGAAGGGGUUGACCUACGGCCAAGUAACGUUCUCCCACGAACAGAUUGAAGCCGUGGUCAGAGAGGGCGUCAUGGCCAUCCCGAUGGUCAACCCGGACGGUAUCGUCUGGGACCAGAGGCACAACAACUGCUGGGGCAAUAACCGCAACGGCUCCGGCGUCAACAUCGACCGGAACUUCGACAUCGUCUGGGACUACAAGCGCUACUUCUCUAAGGAUGCCAUGGAAGUCGCAUCUGAUUUACCAACUCACGAGCUCUACCAUGGAACAGAACCCUUCUCCGAAGCAGAGUCGCGCAACGUCAAAUGGGUCAUCGAAAACAACCCAGGAAUCGGCUACUUUGUAAGCGCCGGCCCGCAAUCAACCGCCGGCGUCGACGGCCGAUGGGAUAUCGACACCACGAGUAGCAAUGACUCAUCCAUGAACUGGCGGAACAAAUUUUACGACGGCAAGCGCGGCCUGCUGCACAGCACUGAAGGCAGUUACGGCGAGUACAUGGCCCCAGAAGACCAGAGACACGUGUUAAAGCUGAGGCUCGAUAUUGAGACACAUAUGAUGGCCGCGUCCGGGAGACGUUUCUAUCAGGGGGGCAGACGGAAUCCGCUCGGGGCACUGCACCAAUUCUUUAGAGCGCAUCUGAGCGCGUCCGGAACGGCUACGGACUGGGCGUACAGCCGCCACAUCGUCAACACCACGGCUACCAAAGUCUUCUCCUUCAGAAUGAGGUUCGGUCAGACGGAGGACGAAGCCUACGCCAUCGCUAAGGAGGGUGGUUGCCCGUUCUACCCGACCAGCGAGCAGUAUAAGAACAGUCUUGCUGAGGCUGCUGCGGGAUACAUGAGGUUUCUGUUGUCGGCGGUGGACAAAACGAAGGAUUAG
Colletotrichum aenigma is the source of this 1362-nucleotide messenger RNA. RefSeq lists its product as uncharacterized. Gene Ontology annotation, biological process: proteolysis. The coding region runs from base 1 to 1362 and encodes 453 amino acids. The record is from RefSeq and is a predicted model, not a curated record. The transcript has a single exon. Lineage: Eukaryota; Fungi; Ascomycota; Sordariomycetes; Glomerellales; Glomerellaceae. Gene Ontology annotation, molecular function: metallocarboxypeptidase activity; zinc ion binding.